Messenger RNA from Oryzias latipes (Japanese medaka), 1384 nucleotides. It is a transcript of the gene bet1, whose product is annotated as Bet1 golgi vesicular membrane trafficking protein. NCBI's taxonomy places the organism in Eukaryota, Metazoa, Chordata, Actinopteri, Beloniformes, Adrianichthyidae. The record is from RefSeq and is a predicted model, not a curated record.
AUAGGAUUUGUCCUUCUCGGCCACCGUAUGAUGUCGUGGCGUUUCCCUAUGUGUAGAGACUAGACCUCUGAUUAUUUUUAAACUUUUCAUUGUUUAAUUCUUCGGAAUAUACUGUGGACAUUUUCGGCUUCAGUGAGUAAGGAUGAGACGCGCUGGUUUGGGUGAAGGAGGCUCCGGGAAUUAUGUGGCGAGUGGCUACAGUGUUUAUGAGGAGGAAAAUGAUCAUUUACAGGAGGGACUGAGAGCUAAAGUCAGCGCCUUGAAAAGUCUGACUAUUGAUAUUGGAACAGAGGUUAAAUACCAGAAUAAGAUGUUGGAAGAUAUGGACUCGGACUUUGAUUCUACAGGCGGACUGUUGGGAGCCACCAUUGGCAGAGUAAAGCAGCUGUCCAGAGGGAGCCAGACCAAACUGCUCUGCUACAUGCUGCUCUUCUGCCUUUUUGUCUUCUUUGUCCUCUACUGGUUCAUCAAGCUGAGGUGAUAAGAGCAUCUUGUUGGACUUUGCCCCUUAGCUCCACGUCUUCAUUCCCAUUCACUAGCAGCUCUGACCUAAAAAAACACUUGUUCAAUUGGUUAGGUGGGGAUUUUUUUCUUUCGAGCAUCAUUUUGUUUCCUGAUGUCCCCUAAAUGAGCCAUGAAAGGGCUUGAAAUAGAAAAUAGACAAGAAAUAAACUUUGAAAGUGUUCAUCUUUAACAAGGCAAAUGACCCAGGAAAGCACCUUGUAUACCAUUUGUAUACCUAACACAUUAGUAUUUGUGUUGCACAGCUACAGCUCAGUUAUGAUUAAACAAACAGGAUCCACAGUCCAAGAUACAACAGCUGCUGAUGAGUUAUUUUUUGUAAAUGAGGUUAAGGUGGUUUGAGCUGUGGAAUAAUUAAACACAAUUUGGUGUACUUAUGUCAAGGAGGGAGUUGAUAUGGACAGGUUUGAACACAAGUACGGUAAUUACAACUCAUGUUGAUGAGUUUUGGACAGCCAAAUGAAUUAAAGGCUGCCGAUAGUCCUAAAAACCUAAAAUCACAACUAAACAAUUCAGUCUUAAAUGCUGCCAGAGCAAAGUUUCCAUAAUAAAACACAAUUUCAACAUUGUUUUUUGCUAUUUUAAUUCUUCUGCCACUGAUUUACAAACUAUGAGCAUAAACAUUUGUUAUACAAAAUUAUGUCAAUCUUAUUUCAACUGUUCAGUCCCAUAAAUGUGGACACACACAGUGCAGCACAUAAGGGACACGUCUGUAUUACAUCACCUGACAUUGUAAAUCACCACAGAGACCUUCAUUCUUGAGUAAAAAUGUAAAUAAAAACAGAUUUUAUGGCAUCGUUUGUGUUUCCAUGCUGGAUGUGUUCAAAGCGUUUAACAUAACUUCAUCAAUAAAAGAAGCAAA